GUCCAUCUCGCUGCGGUUGCCAUGGUACAGCCAGAGCGUCAGUGGCUGGACUGAAGGCGUGCAACUAAAAUCACCACAACAUCAGAAAGCUGGUCGUUUCAGGCUGCCAAGGACUGCUUUUACUGCUAAAUAGCUUAUUAUUAAAGAUAUUGCUCCUGUUUGCAAUGACGAUGACACCCUUUCACAAGAAUGUCCAGUAAUAACAUGGAGUCUGAAAUCUUGCUUGAUCCAUAUGAAGACAACAGAGCUGUGAGUCGCCAGUCUGUACAUAGUACAAAGAAAGAUUCACAUUCUAUCAAGAACUACAAGCUUAGCAAUGAAGAAGAAAAACAGGAAAUUGAUAGCCGUUCAAAAACACGGAUUUACCAUUCAGACCCAGACCGUGACCAAAUAUCAGAUGAAGACAGUAGAAGAAGUAAGAAGUCAUAUUACUCGGAUGAUUAUGAUUCCCCAUCAGAGCGAUCUCUCUCACCAUACUCACGAUCCCGCUCUCCAUCCCCAACCCCACAAAGAAAACCAGCCAAAAGGGUGUUGAGUAGCCCUCCCUAUAAGACAGGUGGUGUAGGGCGCAAAGGAGCCCCACGACCUCAGCGAGCUGGUAGACAGUAUGGAUCUCAGCAGCUUCGUAAAGGAGCACAUUCACAAAGCAAAGAGUCCUCUCCAUCCAAAGACCUGGACCUUGUCACAAAACGAAUGCUUUCAGCUCGUCUUUUAAAGAUUAAUGAACUGCGUAAUGCACUUGCUGAGCUUCAACAACACACCAAUGAACUGCAAAAAGAAAACAGAGUACUCAGACAGCUCCAACUACGUCAAGAGAAGGCUUUACACCGUUAUGAUGACACAGAGAGUGAGAUUUCACAGCUGAUUUCCCGACACUCCAACGAGGUGCAUGUGCUGCGUGAGCGGCUCAGACGCACUCAGGAGCGGGAGCGUACAGUGGAGCGUCGUUUGAAGGAGAGUGAAGGGCAGCUGCUGAGGAGUCAGGCCACUGUGGCACGGCUAAAGAAAUUAGUCAACCAGCGAGAUUUGGGACAGAGAGACGAGCUCACUCGGAAACUUGAUGAGGAGAAAGGACUAAGACAGGAAGCAGAACGCAAAAUAAAAGAGUUGGAGCGAAGUGCUGAGCUGAGCGCUGGCAGCUUCCAGAGGCAGCUCAUGUCAGAGAAAAAGAAGGCCAUCAUUGCUCAGGAAGAGGUCAGGACUGUCCAAGAAGAGGUGGAACGACUGACCAACAAACUCAAGGAGAAAGAUCGAGAACUUGAUGCUAAGAACAUUUAUGCUAAUCGUAUGUUAAAGCUGUCACAAAGGAAGGAUACAGAUAGUGGCACCAAACAAAAAUCCCUAAGUAGAAUGAGCACAGUGGCGGUGCAGACUGAAGAUAGACAAGAGUCAUCUAGUCAGGGUUUCCCCACGCCUCCCCCUGCUAUUACUGAUGCCCAUGAAUAUGAUGAAUAUUUGUCACUCAAGGAGCUUAAGAAAGAUGUACAAAGCCAGCACAAACAAUCAAACCAGGGACAAACAGAAGUACAACUACAGGAAAAGACCCAAACUCAACAGGCAAAUUACAAACAACACUUGAGUCAUGAGUCUAAUGUACAUGACGAGCCUCAAAAGACAUUAAAAGAAGAGUGGAAAAAGGAAAUGAAUGGGGAUGUAGCAAGUCCCAUUGACCAAAAGAUAGAUGAAAAAAGUCCAAGGCCUGGUCAUGUACAAGGGGAAGUUCAGAGGCUAAACCAGGAGACUCUUAUCAACCAACAAGCGGCAGAAGAAGCACAUCGCAAGAAAGAGCAUCUCCUGGCCAAGAUGCGUGAAAUAGACCAACAAAAUCAACCCACAAAUGACAAUAUUUUUAAUGAACCAAAAUUGAUAAAUAUAUCUGAGCAGAGUCCAAGCACUUCAGUUUUUAACCUUACACAGACAGAUAAUCUGCCAAAUACAGGUCAUGAAAGUAGAGAGGUGGUGAGGAAAAGAGCAGAGCGAGAGAGUGGAGGUGUUACAACUGGUUUGGGCAGAAGAGCAUUCCGAACGCAAACAUCAACUGAUGACUUGGCUUUCGGCAGCUAUGCACCCUCAUUUGGACAUACAACCUCUCGGGGAAUUUCUAACUUACCUCCAACUCCACCCAAAGAGGAUAAGGGGUCUGCACUUGCUGCUAUAGGGGUUUUUAGCUUCAAGAAAACAGCCACGGACAAAGAAAAGGAUAUUGUGAACAAAAUGGAGAAAGAUAGAAAGUCCAGCCUUAUGCAGCAGCUUUUUGGUAACAUAGCCACAACUGACAAUGUGAAGAACAACAAUAAAGACCUUCUCAGUAGUCCUCCCAGCACAAAUGGAGUCAGGUCUAGAAGGGAAGUGCUGCAUGGUUUACACUCAGGGUCGCACACUCCCCUAACAACAGCCAAAAGCACAAUCCAAAUUGCAGAGACAAAACCAGCUAUCUGCGCCAUUACCUCAUUUGAUGAUGAUAUAGAAGAACUCACACUAUAAGACUCCGCACUAGCAGAUCUGCACAUUCAGGGACCUACUUAUUAUGUAUCAGCAGUUAUGUAUGUGUUAUUUUAGUUAAUUGCCAAACAAGUAGUUGUGGUCUCACUGCAAAGCUCUUAAAUUAAAAUAUGAUAAAUUAAGUUAUCUCUUUAUAACUAUAUUUUGUGUUUGUGUUCUGUCUCUAUAUGUUCAGUGAAUUCUGUUUAUUUUGUGGACUGGAUAAAGUUGCUGAUGAUCUGCCAAAAUUCACCAAAUAGUUUCAGUUAGUUUGGAGCUUUCAUAAAUCUUGUUUUAGACAAUCACCAAAGACAUCAGGUUUGUGUGUAUUAAAUACUUACAAAUGUAUACUAAAAGCACUAUAACACUAUAAUAAAAUGCUAUUAUUUUAUUGUGUUGUUGGCGGUAACAAAUUUGUCAUAAUAUUCUAUAGAAUUUUUGCAUAAAUGAUAUUUAGCUAUCGUGAUCGUGUUUCUACGUGAC
Messenger RNA from Periophthalmus magnuspinnatus, 2964 nucleotides. RefSeq names its product lebercilin LCA5 (gene lca5). Lineage: Eukaryota; Metazoa; Chordata; Actinopteri; Gobiiformes; Gobiidae. The record is from RefSeq and is a predicted model, not a curated record. Gene Ontology annotation, cellular component: axoneme. The coding region runs from base 190 to 2484 and encodes 764 amino acids. The transcript has 9 exons. Gene Ontology annotation, biological process: intraciliary transport.